Molecule: messenger RNA, 2270 nt
Organism: Chrysoperla carnea
Lineage: Eukaryota; Metazoa; Arthropoda; Insecta; Neuroptera; Chrysopidae
Gene: E23
Product: ABC transporter G family member 9
Exons: 9
Coding region: 21-2270 (749 amino acids)
Cellular component (GO): plasma membrane
Molecular function (GO): ATP hydrolysis activity; ATP binding; ABC-type transporter activity
Source: RefSeq, a predicted model, not a curated record
GACUACAUAAUUUACUGAUAAUGGCUUCAGCAGUUGUGAGUGGAGUGAAAAAAGUUUGUUUUGCGCAAAUAAACAACGGUUUUGUACUUGAAGAAGGCUCACAAAAUCAUCGACCAAUUACUGAAAAUACGAUAGAAAAGAAGUCAGAAAAAUCAGAAGAUACAGUUAAACUAGACAAAAAAGGAGUCGAUUUGCAUAAUUUGAAGACUAAGCCAAUCAGAGAUAUUAACUCAAAUGGAUUCGAGAAAAUUGAAAAAUCUCUGCUCCCAAAAAACUGUCAAAAAGUUGACACAACGGCCAUCCAUUUUCCAUGUUUGAUAGCUGGAGAACAACCACCACGACCUGUUCAUCUCGUAUUUUCGGGUUUAUCCGUAUCAGUAGGUCGACCGCCAAUACGAAGACCUGUAUUAAAAGAUGUUAGUGGUGUUGUUAGACCUGGACAAUUGUUGGCUGUUAUGGGACCAUCAGGUUGUGGUAAAACAACGUUAUUAAAUGCGUUAAGUGGUCGAGCACAUUUAGAUAGUGGUACAAUACGAUUAAAUCGUGAACGAUUAAAUAAACGAUGGAAACGUCGUAUAUGUUAUGUAUUACAACAAGAUAUAUUUUUUCCUGAUCUCACAUUGCGUCAAACCUUAGAGUAUACAGCACGAUUACGUUUAUCCGAUAAUAUGCCACAUGCACAGAAAAUGCAAUAUGUUGAUCAUAUAAUUGAUGUAUUGGAUUUGGGUUCAUGUCAGGAUACGAUUAUUGGUGAUUAUUUGAAACGUGGUCUCUCUGGUGGUGAAAAGAAACGUGCCAAUAUUGCAUGUGAAUUAUUAACGAAUCCAUCAAUUAUGUUAUUAGAUGAACCAACGUCAGGUCUCGAUUCUCAUUCCGCAUAUAAUUUAAUGUCAUGUUUAAAACGAUACGCUGUAACCGAAGGGAAAACCGUUGUGGUUACAGUACAUCAACCAUCAUCACAAAUAUUUCAUAUGUUCGAUAAAUUAUUGUUGUUAUGUGGUGGCCAAACAGCAUAUUUCGGUGAUGUUACCAAAGUUGUUGAUUUUUUUAGUAAUAUAGGUUUAACAAUUAUGCCACAUUAUAAUCCGGCCGAUUUUAUACUUGAACAGGUUAAAGGAUCACAUGAAAUGCGUGAAAAAAUUAUAGCAGCUGCAAGAGAUGCACGUUUACAACCAGGAUACCCUCAGGAAUUGUUACCAGAACAUUUACAACAUAUAACCGAAAAAAUUGUAACCAACCAUCAUGGACCUCAUUAUCACGUUACUCAUGUUCCAUUACAGCAUAAUCAUACGCAUUCGAAUAUAGAUGACACAAUAAACGAUUGUAACGGUGAAUCCGAAGCACGUUUAUGGUUAGACACACAAUCACAUGCCUCAUCCUCAAUAAGUAGUGAUUCACCCGAAACACCAGAUUGUUACUUCUCAUGGCCUACGAGUUUUUGGACACAAUUUAAGGUAUUAUCACAACGAAAUUUUCAAGAAGCACGACCACGAAUGUUAUCAAAAUUAAAUUGGGUACAAACAAUUGGUUUAGGUUUAUUAGCUGGUUUAUUAUGGUUUCAAUUAGAGCGACGUGAAAAUGCGUUGCAUGAUAUCCAAGGAUGGAUGUUUUUCUCGACAACGUAUUGGAUGUUAUUUGCAUUAUUUGGUGCACUUAGUUCAUUUCCACCAGAACGUGAAGUAAUUAACAAAGAACGACAAUCUGGUGCAUACCGUUUAUCCGCUUACUAUUUAGCUAAAAUGAUUGGUGAAUUACCAUUAACAAUAACAUUACCAGCCGUAUAUCAUUUAAUAUCAUAUCCAAUGUUAGGUUUUCAUAGUGUUUCAGUAUUUUUAACAUUAUUAGGAUUUUUAUUAUUAAAUACGAUUGUGGCACAAAGUGUUGGAUUCUUUGUGGGUGCAUCAUGUAUGGAUAUGCAAGUAUCAAUAACAAUUAGUGCAUUAUAUACGUUAGCAACGCAAUUAUUUGGUGGAUAUUUAGCAACGAAUAUACCACCAUGGUUGAAAUGGAUGCAAUAUUUAUCAAUGGUACAUUAUGCAUAUCAGAAUAUGCAAAUUGUUGAGUUUAGUGAAGGCGCUAGAAUAUUAUGUUCCGAACAAUCAAAAUUUAGUGUAUGUGAAAAUUCAACAUUUAUACCUGUGAAUGCAAUUUUAGAAGCGCAAGGUACGAGUUUACCAUUAUGGGCGAAUACACUUGUACUAUUAUUAUUUUUUGUAAUAUUCAGAGUGUUAGGAUACGUUGUACUUCGUUAUUUUAGAUGUCCCAAAUGA